AUGUUAUUGAGGAGAACUGGACGGGGGCCAACCACGCGCCGUCUCAAGGACGGGGGCCAACCACGCGCCGUCUCAAGGACGGGGGCCAACCACGCGCCGUCUCAAGGACGGGGGCCAACCACGCGCCGUCUCAAGGACGGGGGCCAACCACGCGCCGUCUCAAGGACGGGGGCCAACCACGCGCCGUCUCAAGGACGGGGGCCAACCACGCGCCGUCUCAAGGACGGGGGCCAACCACGCGCCGUCUCAAGGACGGGGGCCAACCACGCGCCGUCUCAAGGACGGGGGCCAACCACGCGCCGUCUCAAGGACGGGGGCCAACCACGCGCCGUCUCAAGGACGGGGGACAACCACGCGCCGUCUCAAGGACGGGGGACAACCACGCGCCGUCUCAAGGACGGGGGACAACCACGCGCCGUCUCAAGGACGGGGGACAACCACGCGCCGUCUCAAGGACGGGGGACAACCACGCGCCGUCUCAAGGACGGGGGACAACCACGCGCCGUCUCAAGGACGGGGGACAACCACGCGCCGUCUCAAGGACGGGGGACAACCACGCGCCGUCUCAAGGACGGGGGACAACCACGCGCCGUCUCAAGGACGGGGGCCAACCACGCGCCGUCUCAAGGACGGGGGCCAACCACGCGCCGUCUCAAGGACGGGGGCCAACCACGCGCCGUCUCAAGGACGGGGGCCAACCACGCGCCGUCUCAAGGACCUCCACCAAUGAGCCUAACAGCAGCAGAUCACCAGGAUGAUCACUAUGUCUGGGUUAGAACCUCUAAAUUCUUCAUUGAAACAGAUUUUACUUCAAUAAACCUUCGCAAAAAUCUCUGCACAUUUUUUUUCCGUCACCCCAAACCUUCCAGGAAGACCUCCUGGGCACCUCGGACCUUCCAGGAAGACCUCCCAGGCACCCCCAACCUUCCAGGAAGACGUCCCAGGCACCUCCAAACCUUCCAGGAAGACGUACCAGGCACCCCCAAACCUUCCAGGAAGACGUCCCAGGCACCUCGAACCUUCCAGGAAGACCUCCCAGGCACCCCCAACCUUCCAGGAAGACGUCCCAGGCACCUCCAAACCUUCCAGGAAGACGUCCCAGGCACCUCCAAACCUUCCAGGAAGACGUACCAGGCACCCCCAAACCUUCCAGGAAGACGUCCCAGGCACCCCCAAACCUUCCAGGAAGACGUCCCAGGCACCCCCAAACCUUCCAGGAAGACGUCCCAGGCACCCCCAAACCUUCCAGGAAGACGUCCCAGGCACCUCGAACCUUCCAGGAAGACGUCCCAGGCACCUCGAACCUUCCAGGAAGACGUCCCAGGCACCCCCAAACCUUUCAGGAAGACGUACCAGGCACCCCCAAACCUUCCAGGAAGACGUCCCAGGCGCCCCCAAACCUUCCAGGAAGACGUACCAGGCACCCCCAAACCUUCCAGGAAGACGUACCAUGCACCCCAACCUUCCAGGAAGACGUACCAUGCACCCCAACCUUCCAGGAAGACGUCCCAGGCACCACUCCAACCUUCCAGGAAGACGUCCCAGGCACCACUCCAACCUUCCAGGAAGACGUCCCAGGCACCCCCAAACCUUCCAGGAAGACGUACCAGGCACCCCCAAACCUUCCAGGAAGACGUACCAGGCACCCCAACCUUCCAGGAAGACGUACCAGGCACCCCAACCUUCCAGGAAGACGUACCAGGCACCCCAACCUUCCAGGAAGACGUACCAGGCACCCCAACCUUCCAGGAAGACGUACCAGGCACCCCAACCUUCCAGGAAGACUUCAACAACACUCCAGGGACCCACUCAGAACCACAAACCACAACAAAAACCACCUUCCAGCCACUGCAAACCUCCCAAAGCCAACUUUUCAGCGUAUCUGGAAAAAAAUAA
Procambarus clarkii (red swamp crayfish) is the source of this 1896-nucleotide messenger RNA. NCBI's taxonomy places the organism in Eukaryota, Metazoa, Arthropoda, Malacostraca, Decapoda, Cambaridae. The record is from RefSeq and is a predicted model, not a curated record.